This is a messenger RNA of Striga hermonthica, 1068 nucleotides long. NCBI's taxonomy places the organism in Eukaryota, Viridiplantae, Streptophyta, Magnoliopsida, Lamiales, Orobanchaceae. The record is from the annotation of a GenBank genome assembly.
AUGUCGACGACACUCUCAGCUCUCCACUGCAAAACCCCCAUAAAGCUCUUCUCACCAAACAUUUCCCCUCGAAUUAACCACAGUAGCCACUCAUUAUCACUCGCCCCCUCUCUCACACCAGCAAACGCGAACCAUCUGAAGAGGAUAAGAAACCCCCAAAAUUUGUACGGGCCAUUCAAAGAACAUUUUUUUGAAUUUCAGGUGGUAAAAUCUAGUCGAUUUGCAGCGAAGGCACAAUAUGGAACUGAAUCCAGCGGUAACACGGAGAAAGAAGAAGUCCAGUAUGUUGGGGAGAGCAGUAUGCCUGAAAGAUUUAGAUAUUUGACUAAAGAAGUUCCUGCUAAGCCUCUUCGGUGGCCUUGGUUCAUUGCGCUGGCAUUCAUGACCUACGCCUGGAGGGCCGUCCUGUGGGAACUCUUCAACUGGAAACGGGCUCUCAGUGCCAUCGGCCGAUUCUUAGGCUACAUCUCGAAAAUCAUUUUAGCCCUCGUAUUCAGCUUCAUCGGCGACCCACUUACCUUCUCCAUACGAGCAAUCGAGACAUCACUCUACACCGUUCGGGCUUUCUACUCGAGCAUAAUUUGGCACGCGCCCGUCCCCGAGCUGGCAACAAUCGUCAUGCUGACAUCAGCGGUGCUCGCCGUGGCCGAGACCGCCGUCCCGGAUUCCAUCGACAGCCAGCCGUACAUGCUCACCCUGGCGGGCUUGAUCGGGUUUGCCGCUGUUAAAAACUACAUAAACGAGCUUUUUUUCUGGACGUUGCUCGUGGGUCUGUUCGGGUUCAAUAGUUUUGUGAAAAAGAGGGAUUAUGUGUCAUCUGCUUUGCCUGUUGCUGCUGUUUUGGUUGCUGUGGGGGAGCCGUGGGUCAGAGUGGUCGCGAUGGGCUCGUAUUUGGGCCUGGCUGUGUUUUACCGUUCGAGAAGGCCCGUGGAUUUGAAAGAAGAUGGGGAUGGAGGGGUAAGAAGGAAAAGGGUUCCUCUUCCGCUGCUGUGUGCUGGGCUGGCGAUUGGAGUCCGGGUUGCUGCUAACUGGGCCGGGUACCGGCAUCUGACUUGGAUGAUUGUGUAG